AGAAAUUGCAAACGCACUGGGUUGGUUCACCUCUCGGUUUAACUUCGGAGCUCCCAGCCUGUCUCCUUCCUCACUCCCAUAAGGGAAAUACCAGGCUAUUCUGGCACGUUUCCCCUUAAGCUUCAUUUUCCAAAGAAAAGAGGGGUGGGGUAUAUCUAUUUGGGUUUGAUAAUGUUUUUAAAAUGCUUUCCUUUGAAACGAUAAUAGCUGUAUCGGUAAAAUGCAAAUAAAGCAAAAAAUAGGCAGUAUUUCUUUAAAGGGGAAUAUACGGUGGCUUUUUUUUUUUUUUUUUUUUUUUUUUUUUUUUUUUUUUUUGCGUACACACACUGCUUCUGAUGAAGUCUGUGAGUCAGGCUGUUUCUGAGCUCCGAUAGUUUAAUGGAAAGAUUUAUAUACCGGCUGUAUUAUUUACUUUGGGAGGGGAGGUGGCAGUAUAAGGGUAUGCUAAUUAGUAGGAGAUUUUGGGGGGAAGGGGUGGAAUAUCAAUUUUUAUUGCAUCACCUGUCAGGAGUGUCCAAUCAGCGUUGGCUUUAGGGGAAUUAAUUGAUGAAGGUGUCUCCGGACGAGCUCACUUCACUCUGUCAUUUUAUUUGUAGCUAAAGCAGCGGCGGGAAUAGCAGCUGCAUUUCUUUUCUCUUUCUCCCUUCACAUUCCAUUAUCAUAGUGCUCCAAUGGAGAAGGAAGGAGUAGAGGGGCCCAGGUACUGAUCCGCAUCGAGGACUCAGACCAGCACACUGGCAGAUCUGAAACCGGAUGGUUUUUUCCCUCUUUUUUAAAAAAACGAAAACCAAAAAAAAAGCAAGAAUCAAGUCAGUGUAAUUUCAUGGGGUUUUUCUCCCCCCCAAUAAUUCGCCUAGAGUUUGGCACUCCCUUCGCCGGGAAUAACAGUCUUUGUUAUUUUAUUAGCAGGAUGCCUUGAGACACACGCAGCAUCUGGCGGAGGAUUAACAUACAUACAUGUGUAUGUAUGCGUCACGUAUAUAUUUACUGCAAAUGGUGGGGAUCAUUUAGUGCCCGAGAUGGGAGACCUGAAGUCAGGUUUCGAAGAGGUGGAUGGCGUGAGGCUCGGCUACCUCAUCAUUAAAGGAAAGCAAAUGUUUGCUCUCUCCCAAGUCUUCACAGAUCUGCUGAAAAACAUCCCGAGGACGACCGUGCACAAGCGCAUGGAUCAUCUGAAAGUGAAAAAGCACCACUGCGAUCUGGAGGAGUUGCGGAAACUCAAAGCAAUCAACAGUAUCGCCUUCCACGCGGCCAAAUGCACGCUCAUCUCCCGGGAAGACGUAGAAGCGCUCUAUACCUCCUGCAAAACCGAGCGUGUGCUCAAGACCAAGCGCAGGAGGGUCGGACGGGCCCUGGCCACAAAGGCGCCGCCGCCAGAGCGCGCCGCCGCCGCCAGCCCCCGCCCGGCUUUUUGGAAGGACAAGCACCAACUUUGGCGGGGCCUGAGCGGAGCCGCGCGGCCCCUGCCAAUCAGCGCGCAGUCCCAGCGUCCGGGCGCCGCAGCCGCGCGCCCCGCCGCCCAUCUACCUCAGAUUUUUAGCAAAUACCCGGGCUCGCACUACCCGGAGAUCGUUCGCUCGCCUUGCAAACCCCCUUUAAACUAUGAAACUGCCCCGCUCCAGGGAAACUACGUCGCCUUCCACUCGGAUCCCGCUUAUUUUCGGAGCCUGCUGUGCAGCAAGCACCCGGCGGCCGCCGCCGCCGCCGCCGCCGCUGCCGCUGCCGCCGCCGCCGCCGCCGCCGCCGCCGCCUACUACCAGGCGUCGGCGGCCGGGCCCCAGCCCAAGGCGGCGACCGGAGCCGGAGGCCCGGUGAGCCUGACCUACCGCUGCAAACGCAAGCGCGGGGGCGCCAAGAACUGCCUGCUCGCGCCUCACGCCGGCGCCCGGCGACUGCUGCUGCUGCCCAGGUCCUACAAAGCCAAGGCGGCGGCGGCGGCGGCAGCGGCGGCAGCAGCGGCGGCGGCGGCCGCCGGGGCCACUUGCUUGGAGAGGUUUCAUCUGGUCAACAGCUUCUGCCCGCCUCCCCACCACCACCACCACCACCACCACCAUCAUCACCAUCACCACCACCAUCGGGCCCAGCAGCCAACGCCGAGUCACCACCCCCCUCACCACCACCGACCGCAGCCCCAUCUAGGAAGCUUUCCCGAGAGUUGUAGCAGCGACUCCGAGUCCAGCUCCUACUCCGACCAUGCAGCCAACGACUCGGAUUUUGGCUCCAGUUUGUCCAGCUCCAGCAACUCGAUGUCCUCAGAGGAAGAGGAGGAGGAAGGAGAGGAGGAGGAGGAAGAGGAGGAGGAGGAAGAGGGGGGCAGCGGGGCCUCGGAUUCCAGUGAAAUCAGCUCCGAGGAGGAGGACUCGUCCACCGAGUCAGACUCCAGCUCCGGUUCCAGCCAAGUGUCAGUGCAGAGCAUCCGUUUCAGGCGCACCAGCUUCUGCAAGCCUCCCAGCGUGCAGGCGCAGGCCAACUUCUUGUACCAUCUGGCCUCCGCCGCCGCUGCAACCAAACCCGCUGCUUUCGAGGAUGCCGGCCGACUUCCCGACCUCAAGAGUAGUGUCAAAGCCGAGUCGCCAGAGGAGUGGAGUCUGCAGGGCUGGGCUCCCAAAGGGGCUCCGGUGUACUGCCCGGCCAGCAUGGGGAGUUGUUUCCCAGAGAUAAGGAACGAUAGGGUAUCUGAGAUUACAUUCCCACACUCUGAAAUUUCCAGUACUGUAAAGAGAACUGACCUGACAAUUAACUGCCUGGCAGAGGGGGCCUCUUCACCUAGCCCAAAGACAAACAAUGUAUUUCCACAACAAAGAAUACUCCGAGAGGCUAGGAAAUGCCUACAAGCAACUCCUACGACACACUGUUCAGAUAAUAACACAAUAGCCGCUAGGUUCUUAAAUACUGAUUCUUGUGGAACAGCAACAAAUUCAGGAAAAGAUUCCAAAAUCCCUCAUUGUCUUGAAUUUGCGACGGAUUUGGCCUCUUCGCAGACUGAUCCCGAAGUGGAUGCAGCAGCAGCAGCAGCAGCAGCAGCAGCAGCAACUAAAGCUGAGAAUCUCUGCACUGACACAGGCGACAAGACAUUGCCAUUUCUGCACAAUAUUAAAAUCAAAGUAGAAGACAGUAGUGCUAACGAAGACUAUGAACCCGAUCUUAUCACAGAUAAGUUAAAGUGCGAGUGCAAUGAUACCAAGGGUGAGUUUGACAGUGUCUCCGAGAAGAAAGAGGAGGACGCCUUUCUAACCACAGCCAAGGAAGGUUUUGCAUGCCCUGAGAAAGAAACUCCUUCCUUAAACCCACUGGCUCCGAGUCAGGGCCUUUCAUGCACUUUAGGAUCUCCAAAACCUGAGGAUGGGGAAUAUAAAUUUGGUGCCAGGGUGAGAAAAAAUUACCGGACACUAGUACUGGGUAAACGACCAGUCCUGCAGACACCUCCAGUCAAACCAAAUUUGAAAUCAGCUAGAAGCCCUCGUCCUACAGGUAAAACUGAGACACAUGAAGGAACACUGGAUGACUUGACGGUUUUAAACAGACGCAAAAAGGUAGCCAGCAAUGUAGCAUCAGCAGUGAAAAGGCCAUUUAAUUUCAUGGCAAAUUUUCCUUGUCCACCAUCACUCAUUAUUGGGAAGGACGGGGAUUUGUGGCCAGCGUAUUCCUUAAACACCACCAAGGAUUCCCAACCUCCUCACAAGGCCCAUCCUAUAUGGAAAUGGCAGCUGGGCGGUUCUGCAAUACCUCUUCCACCUAGUCACAAAUUCAGGAAAUUUAAUUCAUAAAAAUGUUUUGGAAGAUAUUUUCUUGAACCAUAUUACCUUCCUUUUGUUGUAAACUGCACAGGAUGGCUUGUACAAGUCCAUUAAUGGUGUUACACCCCCCCCUUUGGAGUCCUGGUUUAUCGCAUUUUGAAGACAGAAAUCGGAUUACUUUUUUUCCCAUUGCGGGUUUUUUUUUUUUUUUUUAAGUAGGGUGGGGGCGGGGUGGGAGAAGGGUUGGUUUACAUACCACAGACUACUUCAGGCUAAAGACUCAAGUAAAACUCAGUUAUUAUGGUAGAGCUGGAACACUUUACUGUUUCAAUGCUAAUGAUGCACCGGUACCUCAGUUCAACUGCUACAAAUAAAUGUCAAAAGGUUGAAUAAUAAAUAUUACAAUGAGCCAUUAAGUUUAUGCACUAGAUUUCAGACCCAAAAGUGUAACUGGUAUUCAGUGAAAGUUUGUUAGGUUACAUGGUUACACAAUAAGGUAGCAAGAAGUUUCUGUGAGCCCAAAAUGUAAUUUUCUGGAGCUCUUAUUUGUGGGGUGUCUUUUGUUUUUUAAACUACCCUCAUUCUCUUUCCAAGAGUAGUUGCACUUAACUUUUUUUUUUUUAAUGGAAAGAUUGGGGUAUGAGUCCUGAUUGGAUGCUGAUUAAAAAGCUGUCCCUUGUGUAAGAAGUAAGAGAAAUAUGGGAUUUUUUAAAAAGGAUGUGCUUUUUUUUUUUUUUUUAAACCUAGCAGUCACUCCUUGCAAUUGGAAAAGUCCUUUCUGUACUCUCACCCAGACAUUUAAAAUAGGAUGACUCUCACUGUGGUCCUGCUUAUCUUGUGGUCUGAAGCUGACUCUUCAAGCUUUCAAAACAAUUAAAACAUUUCUCUUAAUAGCAGGAUAUUUAAUGGUCUAACUCUUCAUAGUGACCAAUCAUUAAAUACAACCAAGAAAAGGAAAAAGAGGAGUCAGAGUCGUAACACCCUAAGUGAAAAUAACAGUUAUUUCAGGGCUUUUUGGUACCAGAACUCAGGCACUUGGAUUUUAUUACCUUAUGCUUUUUUCUUUCUUCCUGCAUCUCUCUAAACUUCUGUUUUCAGGCCAUCCUGUGUAUAGGACAGGAGUUUCUACUGCAAGUGACAAUCAGAGGUGACUAUCUAUAUUUGCACUUAAAAUCAAAGGAGUUCCACAUGCACAUGGUCCACCCCUUGGUAAGGGCCCUGCUGGUGUACUGUGUGUAACAAGAGCAGUAAAUCAAAAUCAUGGAAAUUUGCACUGUUGAAAAGCAUGCUUUAGCUUUAUUUUCAAUUAAAAACACUGUUUAAAAUUCCUGGUUCCAUACAUUUCUACUUAUUCCAGAUUGAAGAAGGGUUAACAAGAAUGAAUGGUUUUGUUGACAUUUUCACUUGUGAUGUUUUUGCCUAGAAGAAAUGCAUUCAUUGGGUGCAGUGUUUUGUGGUAAUACUUUGUGAUGAGACCAAUCGGGUUCCGUGCAUAAUCCUGGCAGAUUUCUUCUCAAAUAACAGAAAAACUUUCUAAACUUGUUACAGACCAACUACUACAAGUUUCAUAUUUAAGAAAGUAAAGCAAUGAUUAGGUGUUAUUUUAAUGAAAGUUGAAUCCAGUAAUUCUUGGGCCACCAAAUUAUGUAUCUCAGAUCCUUGUUAUCUUUAGUCUAAGACGUUGCAUCUAUAGACCAUAAAUCACAGAGCAAAACAAAACACCAAUGAAAUGUUUACUGUGUGGAUUUAAAUCAUUAUUUCUCAUGGAAAUUCAGCUAUUUAUUUUCCUUAACCUUUUAAUUCCUACUCCUUUUGAAAAUUUCCUUUUGUCUAUAAAUGUUUCAGAUAGUUCUGGAUGGUCUCAGGCCUAAUUGCUGUGUAUGAUCUGUGGUUUUCCCCUGUUGCACAGGACAGAGGCUGAGAGUACCUGCAUCCAGAUACAUUUGGAUGGAGUAAAUUGAUGCUUUGGAUUGCCUCCCUUCCUUUCCAUCUUGAAUGUUGCCAGAUGUAGGCUCACUGGGUCAUUUUUUAUUGGAAUCACAGAUAUGGGCAAAGCAAAAAUUUGGGGGAUGUUAUCCUUGAACUUGUGUUUGUAUAUAAUUCCAAAGACUAGUCCAUAGUCUUAGUUAAAAGUCCUAGAAAACUGAACAACUGAUCUCUGAGCCUGAGUUCUUUCCCCUUUGGAAGGUAAUGCAGAAUUUAGGGACAGUGAGUUGUCCUUAAAAAAAAAAA
This is a messenger RNA of Peromyscus leucopus (white-footed mouse), 5969 nucleotides long. It is a transcript of the gene Skida1, whose product is annotated as SKI/DACH domain containing 1. Bases 1020 to 3767 code for a protein of 915 amino acids. The record is from RefSeq and is a predicted model, not a curated record. The transcript has a single exon. NCBI's taxonomy places the organism in Eukaryota, Metazoa, Chordata, Mammalia, Rodentia, Cricetidae.